GAUACAUAUGACUGACUUCCACUGAUGGUUGUCACUUUUGACAGUGAAUGUUAGUAAUUUAUGUCCAAUAUGUAGCCAGAAUGCACAUUUAGCUGUCAGUGUUCAGUCAUGUUGUGCCUGGUCAUUGUAAAGUUAUUGACACAGAAUGCAUACUCACCAAUUGUUACCCUCUGUUAUCGUUAACCCCCACCCCACACACUCUAGACGAGGCUUGAAUCCCCCCCACAGAGUGAAGUCCAUCUCUAUGACCACCUUCACACUACAGGAAAUUGAAUUCUUACAGAAACACACCAACGAGGUACUGACAUUAAUUCAAGUAAUGUGCUAAGAAAUGUGUUCUUCAAUUCUAGUCCUGGGGAUCCGCAGGGAGUGCAGGCUUUUGUUUCAGCCUAGCACUAACACAUCGGAUUCAUUCAAAGGCACUGAUGAUUAGCUUAGUCAGAUGUGUCAGUAUUGAGAAUAAAAGCCUGCUGACCCUGUGGAUCCCCAGGACCAGUGUUGAAGAACAAUAGAUUAUUGUCUUUGUGCAUGUCAGCCUCCUCAUGUCUGCCGUCUUUCAGUUUUUCUGUCUCAAGGGAGUUUUUCUGUCUCAAGGGAGUUUAUUGGCAUUUCUCUUCUCUCUCUCGCUCUCUCUCUCUCCACCCCCUUCCCCACACACUUUCUCUCUAGGUUUGUAAAUACAUCUGGUUGGGGCUGUACGAUGACAGGACAUUGGUUGUUCCAGACUUCCGCGAACAACAGAAAGUAAAAGAAUUCCUCCAGGAAAAAUAUGAGAAGAAAAGAUGGUGAGGAGCUUCACUCUUCUGCUUUCUGUUGAGUUCACUGAUUAUCUCUGUUGAGUUAACUGAAUAGCUCUGUUGAGUUAACUGAAUAUCUCUGUUGAGUUAACUGAAUAGCUCUGUUGAGUUAACUGAAUAACUCUGUUGAGUUAACUGAAUAGCUCUGUUGAGUUAACUGAAUAGCUCUGUUGAGUUAACUGAAUAGCUCUGUUGAGUUGACUGAAUAGCUCUGUUGAGUUGACUGAAUAGCUCUGUUGAGUUGACUGGAUAGCUCUAUUGAGUUGACUGGCUAUCUCUAUUGAGUUGACUGGCUAUCUCUAUUGAGUUGACUGGCUAUCUCUAUUGAGUUGACUGAAUAGCUCUGUUGAGUUGACUGGAUAGCUCUGUUGAGUUGACUGGAUAGCUCUAUUGAGUUGACUGGCUAUCUCUAUUGAGUUGACUGGCUAUCUCUAUUGAGUUGACUGGCUAUCUCUAUUGAGUUGACUGGCUAUCUCUAUUGAGUUGACUGGCUAGCUCUAUUGAGUUGACUGAAUAGCUCUAUUGAGUUGACUGAAUAGCUCUAUUGAGUUGACUGAAUAGCUCUAUUGAGUUGACUGGAUAUCUCUAUUGAGUUGACUGGAUAUCUAUUGAGUUGACUGGAUAGCUCUAUUAAGUUGACUGGAUAUUUCUAUUGAGUUGAGUUGACUAAUUAUCUCUAUUGAGUUGACUGAAUAUCGCUUGAGUUGACUGAAAGCUCUAUUGAGUUGACUGAAUAGCUCUAUUGAGUUGACUGAUUAGCUCUAUUGAGUUGACUAUAUAGCUCUAUUGAGUUGACUGGAUAGCUCUAUUGAGUUGACUGGAUAGCUCUAUUGAGUUGACUGAAUAGCUCUAUUGAGUUGACUGGAUGGCUCUAUUGAGUUGACUGGAUGGCUCUAUUGAGUUGACUGGAUAGCUCUAUUGAGUUGACUGGAUAGCUCUAUUGAGUUGACUGGAUAGGUCUAUUGAGUUGACUGGUUAUCUCUAUUGAGUUGAGUUGACUAAUUAUCUCUAUUGAGUUGACUGAAUAUCGCUUGAGUUGACUGAAUAGCUCUAUUGAGUUGACUGGAUAGCUUUAUUGAGUUGACUGGAUAGCUCUAUUGAGUUGACUGGAUAGCUCUGUUGAGUUGACUGGAUAGCUCUAUUGAGUUGACUGAUUAGCUCUAUUGAGUUGACUGAAUAGCUCUAUUGAGUUGACUGGAUAGCUCUAUUGAGUUGACUGGCUAUCUCUAUUGAGUUGACUGGCUAUCUCUAUUGAGUUGACUGGCUAUCUCUAUUGAGUUGACUGACUAUCUCUAUUGAGUUGACUGAUUAGCUCUAUUGAGUUGACUGAUUAGCUCUAUUGAGUUGACUGAUUAGCUCUAUUGAGUUGACUAGAUAGCUCUAUUGAGUUGACUGGAUAGCUCUAUUGAGUUGACUGGAUAGCUCUAUUGAGUUGACUGGAUAGCUCUAUUGAGUUGACUGAAUAGCUCUAUUGAGUUGACUGAAUAGCUCUAUUGAGUUGACUUAAUAGCUCUAUUGAGUUGACUGAUUAGCUCUAUUGAGUUGACUGGAUAGCUCUAUUGAGUUGACUGGAUAGCUCUAUUGAGUUGACAGGCUAGCUCUAUUGAGUUGACUGGCUAGCUCUAUUGAGUUGACUGAAUAUCGCUUGAGUUGACUGAAUAGCUCUAUUGAGGUAACUGAUUAGCUCUAUUGAGUUGACUGAUUAGCUCUAUUGAGUUGACUUAAUAGCUCUAUUGAGUUGACUGGAUAGCUCUAUUGAGUUGACUGGAUAGCUCUAUUGAGUUGACUGGAUAUCUCUAUUGAGUUGCUGGCUAGCUCUAUUGAGUUGCUGGCUAGCUCUAUUGAGUUGACUGAAUAGCUCUAUUGAGUUGACUGGAUAGCUAUAUUGAGUUGCUGGCUAGCUCUAUUGAGUUGACUGAAUAGCUCUAUUGAGUUGACUGGAUAGCUCUAUUGAGUUGACUGGAUAGCUCUAUUGAGUUGACUGGAUAGGUCUAUUGAGUUGACUGGUUAUCUCUAUUGAGUUGAGUUGACUAAUUAUCUCUAUUGAGUUGACUGAAUAUCACUUGAGUUGACUGAAUAGCUCUAUUGAGUUGACUGGAUAGCUCUAUUGAGUUGACUGGAUAGCUCUAUUGAGUUGACUGGAUAGCUCUAUUGAGUUGACUGGAUAGCUCUAUUGAGUUGACUGGAUGGCUCUAUUGAGUUGACUGGAUAGCUCUAUUGAGUUGACUGGAUAGCUCUAUUGAGUUGACUGGAUAGCUCUAUUGAGUUGACUGGAUAGGUCUAUUGAGUUGACUGGUUAUCUCUAUUGAGUUGAGUUGACUAAUUAUCUCUAUUGAGUUGACUGAAUAUCGCUUGAGUUGACUGAAUAGCUUUAUUGAGUUGACUGGAUAGCUCUAUUGAGUUGACUGGAUAGCUCUGUUGAGUUGACUGGAUAGCUCUAUUGAGUUGACUGAAUAGCUCUAUUGAGUUGACUGGAUAGCUCUAUUGAGUUGACUGAAUAGCUCUAUUGAGUUGACUGAAUAGCUCUAUUGAGUUGACUUAAUAGCUCUAUUGAGUUGACUGAUUAGCUCUAUUGAGUUGACUGGAUAGCUCUAUUGAGUUGACUGGAUAGCUCUAUUGAGUUGACAGGCUAGCUCUAUUGAGUUGACUGGCUAGCUCUAUUGAGUUGACUGAAUAUCGCUUGAGUUGACUGAAUAGCUCUAUUGAGGUAACUGAUUAGCUCUAUUGAGUUGACUGAUUAGCUCUAUUGAGUUGACUUAAUAGCUCUAUUGAGUUGACUGGAUAGCUCUAUUGAGUUGACUGGAUAGCUCUAUUGAGUUGACUGGCUAGCUCUAUUGAGUUGACUGGCUAGCUCUAUUGAGUUGCUGGCUAGCUCUAUUGAGUUGACUGAAUAGCUCUAUUGAGUUGACUGGAUAGCUCUAUUGAGUUGACUGGAUAGCUCUAUUGAGUUGACUGGAUAGGUCUAUUGAGUUGACUGGUUAUCUCUAUUGAGUUGAGUUGACUAAUUAUCUCUAUUGAGUUGACUGAAUAUCACUUGAGUUGACUGAAUAGCUCUAUUGAGUUGACUGGAUAGCUCUAUUGAGUUGACUGGAUAGCUCUAUUGAGUUGACUGGAUAGCUCUAUUGAGUUGACUGGAUAGCUCUAUUGAGUUGACUGGAUGGCUCUAUUGAGUUGACUGGAUAGCUCUAUUGAGUUGACUGGAUAGCUCUAUUGAGUUGACUGGAUAGCUCUAUUGAGUUGACUGGAUAGGUCUAUUGAGUUGACUGGUUAUCUCUAUUGAGUUGAGUUGACUAAUUAUCUCUAUUGAGUUGACUGAAUAUCGCUUGAGUUGACUGAAUAGCUUUAUUGAGUUGACUGGAUAGCUCUAUUGAGUUGACUGGAUAGCUCUGUUGAGUUGACUGGAUAGCUCUAUUGAGUUGACUGAAUAGCUCUAUUGAGUUGACUGGAUAGCUCUAUUGAGUUGACUGGAUAGCUCUAUUGAGUUGACUGGCUAUCUCUAUUGAGUUGACUGGCUAUCUCUAUUGAGUUGACUGGCUAUCUCUAUUGAGUUGACUGACUAUCUCUAUUGAGUUGACUGAUUAGCUCUAUUGAGUUGACUGAUUAGCUCUAUUGAGUUGACUAGAUAGCUCUAUUGAGUUGACUGGAUAGCUCUAUUGAGUUGACUGGAUAGCUCUAUUGAGUUGACUGGCUAGCUCUAUUGAGUUGACUGGCUAGCUCUAUUGAGUUGCUGGCUAGCUCUAUUGAGUUGACUGAAUAGCUCUAUUGAGUUGACUGAAUAGCUCUAUUGAGUUGACUGAUUAGCUCUAUUGAGUUGACUGGAUAGCUCUAUUGAGUUGACUGGAUAGCUCUAUUGAGUUGACAGGCUAGCUCUAUUGAGUUGACUGGCUAGCUCUAUUGAGUUGACUGAAUAUCGCUUGAGUUGACUGAAUAGCUCUAUUGAGGUAACUGAUUAGCUCUAUUGAGUUGACUGAUUAGCUCUAUUGAGUUGACUUAAUAGCUCUAUUGAGUUGACUGGAUAGCUCUAUUGAGUUGACUGGAUAGCUCUAUUGAGUUGACUGGCUAGCUCUAUUGAGUUGACUGGCUAGCUCUAUUGAGUUGCUGGCUAGCUCUAUUGAGUUGACUGAAUAGCUCUAUUGAGUUGACUGGAUAGCUCUAUUCAGUUGACUGGAUAGCUCUAUUGAGUUGACUGGAUAGGUCUAUUGAGUUGACUGGUUAUCUCUAUUGAGUUGAGUUGACUAAUUAUCUCUAUUGAGUUGACUGAAUAUCACUUGAGUUGACUGAAUAGCUCUAUUGAGUUGACUGGAUAGCUCUAUUGAGUUGACUGGAUAGCUCUAUUGAGUUGACUGGAUAGCUCUAUUGAGUUGACUGGAUAGCUCUAUUGAGUUGACUGACUAUCUCUAUUGAGUUGACUGAUUAGCUCUAUUGAGUUGACUAAAUAGCUCUUGAGUUGACUAAAUAGCUCUUGAGUUGACUGGAUAGCUAUAUUGAGUUGACUGAUUAGCUCUAUUGAGUUGACUGAUUAGCUCUAUUGAGUUGACUGAUUAGCUCUAUUGAGUUGACUGGAUAGCUCUAUUGAGUUGACUGGAUAGCUCUAUUGAGUUGACUGGCUAGCUCUAUUGAGUUGACUGGCUAGCUCUAUUGAGUUGACUGGAUAGCUCUAUUGAGUUGACUGGAUAGCUCUAUUGAGUUGACUGGAUAGCUCUAGUAAGUUGACUGGAUAGCUCUAUUGAGUUGAGUUGACUAAUUAUCUCUAUUGAGUUGACUGGAUAGCUCUAUUGAGUUGACUGGAUAGCUCUAUUGAGUUGACUGGAUAGCUCUAUUGAGUUGACUGGAUAGCUCUAUUGAGUUGACUGAUUAGCUCUAUUGAGUUGACUGGAUAGCUUUAUUGAGUUGACUGGCUAUCUCUAUUGAGUUGACUGGCUAUCUCUAUUGAGUUGACUGACUAUCUCUAUUGAGUUGACUAAUUAGCUCUAUUGAGUUGACUGAUUAGCUCUAUUGAGUUGACUAAAUAGCUCUAUUGAGUUGACUGGAUAGCUCUAUUGAGUUGACUGGCUAUCUCUAUUGAGUUGACUGAUUAGCUCUAUUGAGUUGACUGGAUAGCUCUAUUGAGUUGACUGGAUAGCUCUAUUGAGUUGACUGGAUAGCUCUAUUGAGUUGACUGGCUAGCUCUAUUGAGUUGACUGAAUAUCGCUUGAGUUGACCGAAUAGCUCUAUUGAGGUAACUGAUUAGCUCUAUUGAGUUGACUGAUUAGCUCUAUUGAGUUGACUUAAUAGCUCUAUUGAGUUGACUGGAUAGCUCUAUUGAGUUGACUGGCUAGCUCUAUUGAGUUGACUGGCUAGCUCUAUUGAGUUGACUUAAUAGCGCUAUUGAGUUGACUGAUUAGCUCUAUUGAGUUGACUGGAUAGCUUUAUUGAGUUGACUGGCUAUCUCUAUUGAGUUGACUUAAUAGCUCUAUUGAGUUGACUGAUUAGCUCUAUUGAGUUGACUUAAUAGCUCUAUUGAGUUGACUGGAUAGCUCUAUUGAGUUGACUAAUUAUCUCUAUUGAGUUGACUGAAUAGCUCUAUUGAGUUGACUGAUUAGCUCUAUUGAGUUGACUGGAUAGCUUUAUUGAGUUGACUGGCUAUCUCUAUUGAGUUGACUGGCUAUCUCUAUUGAGUUGACUGACUAUCUCUAUUGAGUUGACUGAUUAGCUCUAUUGAGUUGACUGAUUAGCUCUAUUGAGUUGACUGAAUAGCUCUAUUGAGUUGACUGAAUAGCUCUAUUGAGUUGACUGAAUAGCUCUAUUGAGUUGACUGAUUAGCUCUAUUGAGUUGACUGGAUAGCUUUAUUGAGUUGACUGGCUAUCUCUAUUGAGUUGACUGGCUAUCUCUAUUGAGUUGACUGACUAUCUCUAUUGAGUUGACUGAUUAGCUCUAUUGAGUUGACUGAUUAGCUCUAUUGAGUUGACUAAAUAGCUCUAUUGAGUUGACUGGAUAGCUCUAUUGAGUUGACUGGAUAGCUCUAUUGAGUUGACUGGAUAGCUCUAUUGAGUUGACUGGCUAGCUCUAUUGAGUUGACUGGAUAGCUCUAUUGAGUUGACUGGAUAGCUCUAUUGAGUUGACUGGCUAGCUCUAUUGAGUUGACUGGAUAGCUCUAUUGAGUUGACUGGAUAGCUCUAUUGAGUUGACUGGAUAGCUCUAUUGAGUUGACUGGCUAGCUCUAUUGAGUUGACUGAAUAUCGCUUGAGUUGACCGAAUAGCUCUAUUGAGGUAACUGAUUAGCUCUAUUGAGUUGACUUAAUAGCUCUAUUGAGUUGACUGGAUAGCUCUAUUGAGUUGACUGGCUAGCUCUAUUGAGUUGACUGGGUGGGUCUAUUGAGUUGCUGGAUAGCUCUAUUGAGUUGCUGGAUAGCUCUAUUGAGUUGCUGGCUAGCUCUAUUGAGUUGACUGGAUAGCUCUAUUGAGUUGACUGGGUGGGUCUAUUGAGUUGAGUUGACUAAUUAUCUCUAUUGAGUUGACUGAAUAUCGCUUGAGUUAACUGAAAAUAUCGCUUGCGUUAACUGAAAAUAUCGCUUGCGUUAACUGAAAAUAUCGCUUGCGUUAACUGAAAAUAUCGCUUGAAUUGUGUAGAGGAGAUCCUCCAGUUUCUAUUGUGAUGUAUUCAGGGGUGGAAUUGGAGGAAAAAUAACUCUAGAGAACUGCCCAUAUGAAAUCCUAUGAAUUCAUGAACAACACAGUUUUACAUGUCAAAAUUCUUACACCUUUGGAACUCCGUUCCAGCAAUUCCAGCCCUGGAUGUAUUUUGAUUAAUGGUUGUGUGCACACAGGUACGUCCCUCCAGACCAGGCGAGGACAGUAGCCUUGUCCCAGGCCUCCAAGUCGGGCUCCUCAGCCAGCAGCACAGCCAGCACCUCUGAAGUCCAGCCCUUGAAAACCCUGCAGCUCAACAAGACCCCCCCAGCACAUCAGGUAUUGCUUCUAUCUGCUUUCCUAACAUAUGGCGUAAUACUUUUCAGGCUGAUGUGCUUUUGAGUCAUUUGCAAAAAAAAAAUGCCCUUUUAUCCAUUUACAUAACUUGGUCUAGUCAUUAUAUAAGUCAAUGGGUGCAACCCAAAAUGUCCCCAGUUGUUUUUCUUUGAAGCAUGUCAUCAUUGAGUAGACUGUUGCCAUGGCGCCCUAGCAGCAGCCUAAGCAGAGAGCUCCUGUACAUUUUGUAAAUAUUUUUGUAAUUAAUUUCUAUAGCAUUUUUUACCUACAAUCUUUUUUUGUUUUAAGAAUGAACAAUUUAAUAUAGCUAAUUCAUAUCAUCAGCGUUAAGACUGAAGCUGUUUGAAUAGCUUGCUAACGUUAGCUGGCUAGCUGUUUUGAUUCAAAUGACAGCUAGUGUCUGGAGGUUGAGGAUGGAGUGAAGCCCGAAAGCAAGACUGCAGAGGUAUGCAGUGAUGAGGCACGUAGGGAGGACGGAGUUACAAGGCUGCUGUUUAAUUAUUAUUGAAAUGUGGAGUGCUUUCUGGUGCCACGUGACUGCCAUAGCAUCAUCCAAGUGGGCGCUUAAUUUUGGUAGUAGUGAAGGAGUAGAUACAGUGGGGAAAAAAAGUAUUUAGUCAGCCACCAAUUGUUCAAGUUCUCCCACUUAAAAAUAUGAGAGAGGCCUGUAAUUUUCAUCAUAGGUACACGUCAACUAUGACAGACAAAAUGAGAAGAAAAAAAUCAGAAAAUCACAUUGUAGGAUUUUUAAUACAUUUAUUUGCAAAUUAUGGUGGAAAAUAAGUAUUUGGUCAAUAACAAAAGUUUCUCAAUACUUUGUUAUAUACACUUUGUUGGCAAUGACACAGGUCAAACGUUUUCUGUAAGUCUUCACAAGGUUUUCACACACUGUUGCUGGUAUUUUGGCCCAUUCCUCCAUGCAGAUCUCCUCUAGAGCAGUGAUGUUUUGGGGCUGUCGCUGGGCAACACAGACUUUCAACUCCCUCCAAAGAUUCUCUAUGGGGUUGAGAUCUGGAGACUGGCUAGGCCACUCCAGGACCUUGAAAUGCAUCUUACGAAGCCACUCCUUCGUUGCCCGGGCGGUGUGUUUGGGAUCAUUGUCAUGCUGAAAGACCCAGCCACGUUUCAUCUUCAAUGCCCUUGCUGAUGGAAGGAGGUUUUCACUCAAAAUCCCACGAUACAUGGCCCCAUUCAUUCUUUCCUUUACACGGAUCAGUCGUCCUGGUCCCUUUGCAGAAAAACAGCCCCAAAGCAUGAUGUUUCCACCCCAAUGCUUCACAGUAGGUAUGGUGUUCUUUGGAUGCAACUCAGCAUUCUUUGUCCUCCAAACACGACGAGUUGAGUUUUUACCAAAAAGUUCUAUUUUGGUUUCAUAUGACAUUCUCCCAAUCCUCUUCUGGAUCAUCCAAAUGCACUCUAGCAAACUUCAGACGGGCCUGGACAUGUACUGGCUUAAGCAGGGGGACACGUCUGGCACUGCAGGAUUUGAGUCCCUGGCGGCGUAGUGUGUUACUGAUGGUAGGCUUUGUUACUUUGGUCCCAGCUCUCUGCAGGUCAUUCACUAGGUCCCCCCGUGUGGUUCUGGGAUUUUUGCUCACCGUUCUUGUGAUCAUUUUGACCCCACGGGGUGAGAUCUUGCGUGGAGCCCCAGAUCGAGGGAGAUUAUCAGUGGUCUUGUAUGUCUUCCAUUUCCUAAUAAUUGCUCCCACAGUUGAUUUUUUCAAACCAAGCUGCUUACCUAUUGCAGAUUCAGUCUUCCCAGCCUGGUGCAGGUCUACAAUUUUGUUUCUGGUGUCCUUUGACAGCUCUUUGGUCUUGGCCAUAGUGGAGUUUGGAGUGUGACUGUUUGAGGUUGUGGACAGGUGUCUUUUAUACUGAUAACAAGUUCAAACAGGUGCCAUUAAUACGAGUGGAGGACAGAGGAGCCUCUUAAAGAAGUUGUUACAGGUCUGUGAGAGCCAGAAAUCUUGCUUGUUUGUAGGUGACCAAAUACUUAUUUUCCACCAUAAUUUGCUAAUAAAUUCAUUAAAAAUCCUACAAUGUGAUUUUCUGGAUUUUUUUUCCCUCAAUUUGUCUGUCAUAGUUGACGUGUACCUAUGAUAAAUUACAGGCCUCUCAUCUUUUUAAGUGGGAGAACUUGCACAAUUGGUGGCUGACUAAAUACUUUUUUCCCCCACUGUAGCUAGCUACCUACUACAGAGUCCAUGGAUUAGUGUCGCUUAGCUCAAACUUCAUCUGACUGAGUUUUACUGCGGAAAAGCCAGAGACAGUGAGACACCUUGAUGUGACUUUCCUGCCUGCCUCUGGACUUUCUCUUCUUGCUUGACCACCUCCCUCAGAUGACCACUCAAGCCAUGAACUUUCUAAUGACUAUCCAUGACGUUGUGAUGUUGUUUUUCUAAAUUACUUUAUUUUUUUUUGUGUGCUUUGAAUCACAGACAAUUUAAGGUUUUUUGAAAAGCACUAUAUAAGUUGAAUAAAUUGUUAUUAUUAAUUAUUGCUCAUGGUCUCUCUCCCUCCGCCAGUCCCCGAUGGUGGUUCGCUCCCUGGCCCAUCCCGUAGUUCAGGAGAAGAAGUUUGACCUCCUCUCGGACCUGGGUGGAGACAUCUUUGCCGCUCCGCCCUCUCAGGCUGCCAGCAACGCCAACUUUGCCAACUUUGCAAAUUUCCCCAGCCAAUCAGGUAAUGAGCCAGUCAGGUUUCCCUAGCCAAUCAGGUAAUGAGCCAGUCAGGUUUCCCUAGCCAAUCAGGUAAUGCAUGAGAAUGGCCUUCACUCAAACUCACAGGGGCAAAUCCUAACUUCCAUUUAGGUUGAAUUUUCUCUUAGUCAUACAUUGACGUCAAUAGGAGACUAAGUGAAAAUUUGAUUUAAUGCAGCUAUUGCAGUUGAAACAAUAAGACUAUUCCCCGCCUUUGUUUUGGUAUAAAGCUGAGGGAUGGGGCUGGAUAAAUGUAACCACUCUCAAAUUCAUAGACCGCUAUGGAUGCAAGGACUGACCAUCCAUGAUAUCAACAUUAUAGUUUUAACCAUGUUUUGAGGCUAUACAGAGGAAAAAAAGCUUAUUUUGGGUUCUGACCGGGUACGACAGUUGAACUAAAGCUCAUGAGGCAUUUAUAAGUUAUAUUCUUCAAGAGUCAAUGGGUACAUUUAAUAAAUUCAUUAGUCCAAAAAUGUAUGUAGCAACUGCAGACUGCCCCUUUUUUAUUAAGUGGGAGUUAGGCGUCGCCCAAUAUUGAGUAGAUUUGAAUGGUUUUGUCUUCAAAGAGUCCAAAUUUAAAUAAAUCUCGAGGGCAUGCAAAUGAGGAGUGCAGUGAGACUGUGAACAUGCCUACACGUGUACAUACGUCGUUAUAAUGUCUCUAUGUUAAAUCAUUGUCAUUUGCCACUCCUACCAUUUUUACCAUCAUGCCGUUCGUUCCUCAUUCCUCACAUUGUCAGGGUUUUGUGUUUCCUCCCUGUGGUUUGCAGCGACUCAGGUUAACUCAAAAGCUAACUUUGCCAACUUUGAGGCGUUUGGCAACUCUGGAGUACCGCCGCAUUUCAGGACCUCACCCCCCUCACAGUCGUUUGCGUCAGGUACCGCUGAGUCCCAUUCUCAUACAUACCCUCUCGUUUACAUUAUCUCUGUUCCAAGCCCAACAGGGGGACGUGUUAGCUUGUUUUUGUCAUACCCACAUGUGCCUCUUUCUUUUGUGUGUGUUCGUGUCCAUGUCCUUUCCCCUGUGCGUGAAUGUGUGUAUAUUGAGCCCUGUGUACAGUGAGGGGAAAAAAGUAUUUGAUCCCCUGCUGAUUUUGUACGUUUGCCCACUGACAAAUAAAUGAUCAGUCUAUAAUUUUUAUGGUAGGUUUAUUUGAACAGUGAGAGACAGAAUAACAACAAAAAAAUCCAGAAAAACGCAUGUAAAAAAUGUUAUAAAUUGAUUUGCAUUUUAAUGAGGGAAAUAAGUAUUUGACCCCUCUGCAAAACAUGACUUGGUACUUGACUUGACCAUGACUUGGUACUUGGUGGCAAAACCCUUGUUGGCAAUCACAGAGGUCAGACGUUUCUUGUAGUUGGCCACCAGGUUUGCACACAUCUCAGGAGGGAUUUUGUCCCACUCCUCUUUGCAGAUCUUCUCCAAGUCAUUAAGGUUUCGAGGCUGACGUUUGGCAACUCGAACCUUCAGCUCCCUCCACAGAUUGUCUAUGGGAUUAAGGUCUGGAGACUGGCUAGGCCACUCCAGGACCUUAAUGUGCUUCUUCUUGAGCCACUCCUUUGUUGCCUUGGCCGUGUGUUUUGGGUCAUUGUCAUGCUGGAAUACCCAUCCAUGACCCAUUUUCAAUGCCCUUGGCUCACCCAAGAUUUGACGGUACAUGGCCCCGUCCAUCGUCCCUUUGAUGCAGUGAAGUUGUCCUGUCCCCUUAGCAGAAAAACACCCCCAAAGCAUAAUGUUUCCACCUCCAUGUUUGGGGGUGUUUUCUUGGGGUCAUAGGCAGCAUUCCUCCUCCUCCAAACACGGCGAGUUGAGUUGAUGCCAAAGAGCUUCAUUUUGGUCUCAUCUGACCACAAAACUUUCACCCAGUUCUCCUCUGAAUCAUUCAGAUGUUCAUUGGCAAACUUCAGACGGCCCUGUAUGUGUGCUUUCUUGAGCAGGGGGACCUUGCGGGCGCUGCAGGAUUUCAGUCCUUCACGGCGUAGUUACCAAUUGUUUUCUUAGUGACUAUGGUCCCAGCUGCCUUGAGAUCAUUGACAAGAUCCUCCCAUGUUGUUCUGGGCUGAUUCCUCACCGUUCUCAUGAUCAUUGCAACUCCACGAGGUGAGAUCUUGCAUGGAGCCCCAGGCCGAGGGAGAUUGACAGUUCUUUUGUGUUUCUUCCAUUUGCGAAUAAUCGCACCAACUGUUGUCACCUUCCCACCAAGCUGCUUGGCGAUGGUCUUGUAGCCCAUUCCAGCCUUGUGUAGGUCUACAAUCUUGUCGCUGACAUCCUUGGAGAGCUCUUUGGUCUUGGCCAUGGUGGAGAGUUUGGAAUCUGAUUGAUUGCUUCUGUGGACAGGUGUCUUUUAUACAGGUAACAAGCUGAGAUUAGGAGCACUCCCUUUAAGAGUGUGCUCCUAAUCUCAGCUCGUUACCUGUAUAAAAGACACCUGGGAGCCAGAAAUCUUUCUGAUUUGAGAGGGGGUCAAAUACUUAUUUCCCUCAUUAAAAUGCUAAUCAAUUUACAAUGCGUUUUUCUGGAUUUUUUUGUUGUUAUUCUGUCUCUCACUGUUCAAAUAAACCUACCAUUUAAAAGUAUAGACUGAUCAUUUCUUUGUCAGUGGGCAAACGUACAAAAUCAGCAGGGGAUCAAAUACUUUUUCCCCCUCACUGUAGGGCGAGGUGUCCCAGUGCCGUCGGUGGCUGGUGCUGUACCAGCCCAGUCCCAGCUGGGUCCCUCGGCAGAGGACCGCUACGCCGCUCUGGCUGAGCUGGACAACGAGCUGAGCUCCUCGGCCCCUACAGGGAGCAGUGUCCAGGGGUGAGAGACAGGCACCACUCCAAAACCUGGCACUAAAAACACAUUUAUAUAUAUGCUAACUCUAGAUAUACACACUCUCUCUGCCUUAAAAACAGUUUUUUUUUUGUGGUUCAAUGAGCUAAGAUAUGUAUUUAUGUUAUGUGUUUAAGUGAAUCUAGGAAUAUGUUUGGAGCUGUGUUGGGAACCUCGCCUGCCCAGACUCAGCCAGUAUUACCCAGCAUGCAUGUGCAGCAAGGCUUUGGAGGUGAGGGGAUUGUUCCACCUACAUUAUUUUCUGAAAUGGUUGACCCUCAAACAUAAUGAAAACAUCAUGUCAUGUCCUGUUGUUUCAGCUGUCCCGUCCAAUAACCCAUUUGUUGCUGCUGCCCCCGAUAUGGCCACCAACCCCUUCCAGACCAAUGGUAUAGCACCGGCUGCAGGUGUGUGUGUGUGUGUGUGUGUGUGUGUGUGUGUGAGCACAUUAAAGUGCAUACAUACAUAUCAAGUGUGUAUGUGUGUUUGGGCCUCUGCUAUUUGUCUGUGCAUACUCCACUUCAAUGUGUCCAUGUUUUAUACCCCUGCAUUCUUGUGUGCACUGUGUUGUAUGUUACUGUACCCUCGCUACUCUUGUGUUCAUGUGUUGUCCUACUUCCCCUCCCUCCUCUGUGUGCACUGUGUUAUGUUAUACUCCCCUCCCUCUCUCUGUGUGUUCAUGUUUACUUCUCCCCUCUCCUCUCUCUGUGUGUCCACUGUGUUUAUGUUACUCCCCUCCCCUCUCUCUGUGUGUUCAUGUUACUCCCCUCCCCUCUCUCUGUGUGUCCACUGUGUUUAUGUACUCCCCUCCCCUCUCUCUGUGUGUUCAUGUUACUCCCCUCCUCCUCUCUCUGUGUGUCCACUGUGUUUAUGUUACUCCCCUCCCCUCUCUCUGUGUGUUCAUGUUACUCCCCUCCCCUCUCUCUGUGUGUCCACUGUGUUUAUGUUACUCCCCUCCCCUCUCUCUGUGUGUUCAUGUUACUCCCCUCCCUCUCUCUGUUGUCCAUGUGUUCUUGUUACUUCUUCCCCCUCCCCUCUCUCUGUGUGUUCAUGUUACUCCCCUCCUCCCCUCUCUCUCUGUGUGUCCACUGUGUUUAUGUUACUCUCCCCUCCCCUCUCUCUGUGUGUUUAUGUUACUCCCCUCCCUCUCUUUGUCCUGUGUGUUAUGUUACUCCCCUCCCCUCUCUCUGUGUGUUCAUGUUACUCCCCUCCCCUCUCUCUGUGUGUACUUCAUGUUACUCUCUCCUCUCCCCUCUCUCUGUGUGUUCAUGUUACUCCCCUCCCCCUCUCUCUGGUGUGUUCAUGUUACUCCCCUCCUCCUCUCUGUGUUAUGUUACUCCCCUCCCUCUCUCUGUGUGUUCAUGUGUUAUUCUCCCCCCUCUCCUCUCUCUGUGCCUGUUUAUGUUACUCCCCUCCCUCCUCUCUCUGUGUGUUCAUGUUACUCCCCUCCCCUCUCUCUUGUGUGUUCAUGUUACUCCCCCUCCCCUCUCUCUGUGUGUUCAUGUUACUCCCCUCCCCUCUCUCUGUGUGUUCAUGUUACUCUCCCCUCCCCUCUCUCUGUGUGUUCAUGUUACUCCCCCUCCCCUCUCUCUGUGUGUUCAUGUUACUCCCCUCCCCUCUCUCUGUGUGUUCAUGUUACUCCCCUCCCCUCUCUCUGUGUGUUCAUGUUACUCCCCUCCCCUCUCUCUGUGUGUUCAUGUUACUCUCCCUCCCCUCUCUCUGUGUGUUUUAUUUACUCCCCUCCCCUCCUCUGUUGUUCAUGUUACUCCCCUCCCCUCUCUCUGUGUGUUUAUGUUACUCCCCUCCCCUCUCUCUGUGUGUUCAUGUUACUCCCCUCCCCUCUCUCUGUGUGUCCACUGUGUUCAUGUCACUCCCCUCCCCUCUCUGUGUGUCCUAGCCUCCUUUGCCACAGGUUCUAUGAGUUUGCCUGCUGGCUUUGGGAAGCCCUCCUCCUACUGCCUCCCGACCAGUUUCAGUGGGACCUUCCAGCAGCCCUUCCCUGGCCAAGCCCCCUUCCCUUACCCCCAGCCAGGGGCCUACCACCCCCAGCAACCCAAUGGUAAGUAGUGUACCCGGUCCUCCUUUUAGUGUUCUCAAUCACAAUAUAGUUUGGCCUUAACAUUGAAGCUGUGAUUUCCAAAACUAUGUUUGUGCUGUGACUUUUCUUGUGACCCUCCACUAUAAACAAAGAUCAUGUUACUGGCUAGUAUCCACUCUGUAACUAAAUAGCCGUCGCCCACUAUUUGGGAACCUAAUUGGUAAAGAGACCAUUAAGCCUAAUCUGUUUGUUUUUUCUCUCUGCGUUGACAGGCCUUGGUGGAUACCCAGUCUACGGACAGAGCAAGGCCUCCGUGACCCCCUUUGGGCAGCCCGUGGCUGGGCCGGGGAUGACCAAUAACCCAUUUAUGGUGAGCAUUUAAUAGCGUGUAUGUUUCCAGAUCAUGUCGAAGGACCGAAGGACGUAUUGUGGUCUUUAAUUGUAAAACUUGUAAUACAAGUAUGAAACACUUUGUCCCUGACUUUGUCUGAACACAUGCAGUUUACUUACACAUUCAACUUCUGCAUGGGUCCAAUGUAAAAACGCCUAUGUGGACGGUCGCCCCAUGCGCCCUCUCUCUCAGCUAAUAUUGAUUAACCCUUUUGUCUCCAACCAGGCGGGCGCCCCGGCAGGAUCCUACCCCUCUGGAAGCUCCACCACCAACCCCUUCCUUUAGCGCGCCUCCCUCCCUCCCUCCCCGUCGUCACCACGAGAGGGCAGCAUGCAGCACCUAUUCAAUGACCGGCUCAGUCACACCCUGUGAUGUGACAGUACAUUUCUGAAACUCUGAAUUCAAGAUUUUCUUAACUAUGUUUAUGACACUAUGAAGGACUAUGGGAUCUGGGACUGCCCUGGAACGAUGCCUUUGGACUUAUAAGUUCUUUAUACAUAAUAUUUUGUAGUUUAUUAUGUUUGGCAAUAAGCUCUUUUAUUGUGCAUAUCGGCAUUUGUAAUCACGUUUAAAAUACAUGUUAUGUAUAAUUAGGACUUGACGUGGGCGGGCAACAUUGUGGAGGUGCCACUACAAUGUUUCUACCAGUGGGUUUAUAUGAUAACUAACAGGGUUGUUUGUAUACAACAAGUCUUGGAGUGAACUGAGGUGACGUGAAGAUUUUCGCAUCGAGGACGAUGAUUAGAUGUUGGUGAAGAAUCAGGCUGGCAGAGGCGUUAUUCACCUAAUUGCAUUUGAGGGGGCACCGAUGGUCAUGUUUAGUAUCAUUUAAUGAAUUCUGUGUAAAAGAAACAAUGUAUUGUGUAGCGGUUUCAAUGGGCGUGACGCCUCUGCCUGCAGUUAUGGUGUCCAGGAAAGGGACUUUUAUUUGGUGCAUGAUUAAUACUGCUAUUACUUGGGGUGCAACCUGGAGUCCGUUCAGCAGGGCACAACGUUGUG
This is a messenger RNA of Coregonus sp. 'balchen', 16700 nucleotides long. The record is from the annotation of a GenBank genome assembly. NCBI's taxonomy places the organism in Eukaryota, Metazoa, Chordata, Actinopteri, Salmoniformes, Salmonidae.